This is a messenger RNA of Penicillium cataractarum, 1269 nucleotides long. Its product is annotated as NADH:flavin oxidoreductase/NADH oxidase family protein. Bases 1 to 1269 code for a protein of 422 amino acids. Gene Ontology annotation, molecular function: oxidoreductase activity; FMN binding. Lineage: Eukaryota; Fungi; Ascomycota; Eurotiomycetes; Eurotiales; Aspergillaceae. The record is from RefSeq and is a predicted model, not a curated record. The transcript is spliced from 6 exons.
AUGCCGUCGCCAUUGGCAGAUCCCGUUAAGCUGCCAUGUGGCUUGGUCUUGCCUAACAGGCUGUCCAAGGCUGCUAUGGCUGAGUUGAUGUCCAAAUCUAACCAGCCUAACGACACACUCCUCGACGCCUACGAGAAAUGGUCUCAAGGUGGUUGGGGCAGCAUUCUAACCGGAAACGUCCAAGUAGACGUCAACCACAUGGGCUCCCCCUUCGACCCAGCCCUGCACACCGAAUACACCGGCACCGACACCACCCUCCUCUCCACCUGGAAGAAAUACGCCUCCGCCUGCCAAAAGCACGGCACCCCGGCCAUCGUGCAGAUCUGCCACCCAGGCCGCCAAUCGUUCCGGGUUGCUGGUAAGCGGGGCAUGUUCGCGCCGACGAUUGCGCCCAGCGCGGUCCCGAUUAAUAUCGGUGAUGGUCUGAUGGAGAAGGUUAUUGCUUGUGUGACGUGGAGUAACCCCCGGGAGAUGACGAGGGGGGAUAUCGAGAGGGUGAUUCGGCAGUUUGUGGAUACGGCAAGGCUGAUGGCUGAUGCGGGCUUUUCCGGGGUUGAGUUGCAUGGUGCGCAUGGGUAUCUUCUCGAUCAAUUCUUGAACAGCAAGACAAACCACCGCACCGACGAAUACGGCGGCACCCCCGAAAAACGCGCCCGCUUCGUCCUCGACAUCCUCACCGAAAUCCGCAAAGCCGUCCCCCCAACCUUCGCCAUCGGCAUAAAACUCAACUCAGCCGACCACAGCUCCUCCACCUUCGAAGAAACAAUGACCCAAAUCGCCCUCCUGGUCUCUGCCGGUCUCGACUUCCUCGAAAUCAGCGGCGGCACCUAUGAAGACCCGCAAAUGAUGGGCUACCCCAACACCUCCCCGCAAGCGCAGGGCACCGCCAAGUCCGCCCGCACCGCAGCCCGCGAGGCGUUCUUCCUCGAAUUCGCUCAUACCGUGCGCGAGAGACAUCCUCAGCUGGUGCUGAUGUUGACGGGAGGAUUUAGGACGAGAGCUGGUGCGGAGGCGGCUAUUAAUGAUGGCGCGUGUGAUUUGGUGGGUAUUGGCCGGCCGGCGGCUGUUGAUCCCAAAUUUCCGUUGCUUUUGUUGGAUGAGGAGGUUCCGGAUGAGAAGGCGGUGCUUUUGUUGGAGAAGGCGCCUGUGCCGUGGUAUGCGAAGUGGCUGCCGAGGAAUUUGAUUGGGGCUGGAGCUGAGAGUACGUAUUAUGCUGGUCAGAUUCAGCGGUUGGCCAAGGGAUUGGCAACUUAUGCGCCUGCUCUUUGA